CAGUCACGUGUUAUGAACACAUGUGACGUUUGAUUGACGGGUCGUGCUUCAUCGUAAAAUUUUAAAAUUUGGUGCAAGGAAGAAGUGAAUAUUGAAACAUCACGAUUAUGAAUUUCAGCUCGGGAAAAAAGAACAAGGAGCCGUACAUUCUUAUCGAUAAAAACUUCAAUCCUAAAGAUGCGUGCAAGAAGCUCACGGAGUUGGCCCGGGUGAGCAAGAAUUUUCCAGUGAUUGGGUUGGACUGUGAGUGGGCACAAUCAAAAGGACCGUGCUUGUUGACUGCAGAGGUAGAUGAAGUGAGGAGUAACCAUCACCUACUCAGUGCUGCCAGGGUGCCCAACAUUAGACAUCCUGUGGCGAUCCUCCAGCUUGCCACAAAGGAUAAUCCAGUUCUCAUUAUUCGACUGAGUCAAAUAAUCGCCCUCGAAGAUGACCAUUUAGACUGGCAAAUUUUUUUCAUUCGACUUAAAGAUUUGUUGAACUCGGCCGAAGUUCUAAAAGUGGGCGUGUCUAUCCAAACCGACACAUCCCACCUAUUCUACGACUACAACUUGUACACAGUGAACUGCUUGGAUUUGCAACAUAUUGCAGCUCACUACGAAUACCCAAAAUCAGGAUUGACUUAUUUAGCCAAGAGGCUUCUUAACGUAGACCUCCCGAGGUUUGCCGCUUGGAGAACUGAUUGGGAUGGCCCUGUCCUAUCUCCUGAGGCUCUUAAAUACGCCGCUGACGAUGCAAAGAUGGCCGUGCUUAUCUUUGAAAAGUUCCUGGAGCAGAGUAUCCAGGAAACUAAAAAGAGUUCUAAACCUGUGAAGAAUUGUGCGGAUUUCAUAAAGUUGUGGCGAUACAAAAUCGAUGUAAUAUACCGAUACAGAUGCCCUCCGGACCCUAAUGAGCAAAAAAUAAAAGAUGGAGAAGCCGACACAUCAGGGGACACAGCAGAUGUAGAAGCAGAUAGCACCACUAUUUUACCUCCAAUACAUGCAAGCCCUUCGAGACUGGCGCUACACAACCAAAAAGAUGACGACAGAAACAUGGAAUAUAGAACAAGUGCAACUGAGACUGAAAACACCAAAUCGCAUCCAAAAAUGUCAUUUUAUAAGCUAAUCCUGAUUAUGAACAUUAUCGUUAUAUUACUGGCUGUUUUUAUCAUAUUUAAGUUAGUACUAGGUCGAUAGAAUUACUGAAUUUGAAAACAGGUAGAUGUUUGAGGUAUUUCAAACCCUAGAAAUAAUAAACACUUACUUAACAUUUAUUUUAAAAUUAUUACAACUUUAGAUCACAAUAUUUAUAAAUAUACAAUUGACAAUA
Messenger RNA from Bemisia tabaci, 1311 nucleotides. RefSeq names its product exonuclease 3'-5' domain-containing protein 2. Gene Ontology annotation, biological process: nucleobase-containing compound metabolic process. The record is from RefSeq and is a predicted model, not a curated record. NCBI's taxonomy places the organism in Eukaryota, Metazoa, Arthropoda, Insecta, Hemiptera, Aleyrodidae. Gene Ontology annotation, molecular function: nucleic acid binding; 3'-5' exonuclease activity. Gene Ontology annotation, cellular component: cytoplasm; nucleus.